This is a messenger RNA of Closterium sp. Yama58-4, 6300 nucleotides long. NCBI's taxonomy places the organism in Eukaryota, Viridiplantae, Streptophyta, Zygnematophyceae, Desmidiales, Closteriaceae. The record is from the annotation of a GenBank genome assembly.
AUGGGAAACGACGCGGAAACUACGCCGCCAGCUGCUUCCGCAGCAGCGGAAGAGCAGAAGCCCACCGAUGCAGCCGCGGCUGAUGCGGCUCCCGCAGUAGAUGCUGCUGCUGGGGAGGGGGAGGAAAAGAAACAGGAGGGGGAGGGAGCGGAGAAGAAAGAGGGGGAGGGGGAGGGAGAGGGCGAGGGCGAUGGGGUUGCUAAGAAGGACGCCGAUGAGCUUCAGUUGUACCCUCUGGCGGUUAAGGGACCCGCUGGAGAGGAGAUCGAACUGCAGGUGAACCCCGCAGAUACAGUGAUGGACUUGAAGCAGUUUCUCGCCGACGCGCCCGAGACGUGCUUCUAUACCGCGUACGACCUUAUUCUCACCAAGCCGGACGGAUUGCGUUACCACCUGAUGGAUUACGUGGAGAUUGGCGAGGUUGCUGACGUGGCAGCCGGCGGGUGCCUGCUCGAGAUGUUCAACACGUUCUACGACGACCGCGCCGUGCGGCUGCACGUGCGUAAAACGAGGGAGCUUAUAUCGAUGGCUGGGUCGUACUCUAGCGCGUCUACGGCCAUGGCGGCGGAAUAUGAGCUAGUUAAGGGGUUGGCUACUGAACGGGAGCUUGGGGGGGAUGAGAAGGAGGAGGGGGAGGGGAAGGAGGGCGAGGGGGAGAAGGGGGAGAAGGAUGGGGAGAAGGAUGGGGAGGAGGGCGGGGAGUGGAAGAAGAGCGGGAAGGGGAAGAAGGGGAAGGGGCGGCGGAGCAAGGAGGAGGAGGCCAAGGAGAAGGAGCGUCGGGAGAAGGAGAAGGAGCGGGAGCGCAAGGCGAAGCUUCCGAGCAGCAAGGCUCGGAUGGAGGAGAUCGCGUCGCUGGAGCAGGGCGUGGGGCUGGGCGAUGAUCCCAAGGGCGUGCUGGCCAAGGUGAUGGUGAAAGGCGGCGCGGACGAGGACGCCGCGCCCGUCUGUGUGGAGAGCAUCGCCUUCUCUUCUUUCAACCCCGUGCCCGGCCCCAGGAGGCUCCAAGGCGAUCUCGUCUACCUGGAGGUGGUGACGGCAGAGGGAAAGCUCUUCUGUGUGACGGCGCACACGAGGGGCUUCUUUGUCAACCGCAGUGGCAGCGGCCGCAAGCUGGACCCGCGCCCUGCUGAGCCCAAGAUGGACGCGUCCACGCUGAUCGGCCUUCUGCGGCAGAUCAGCCCGCUGUUCUCCAAAGCCUUUGCGGAGGUGAUCGAGCGCAAAGCCAACCGCCACCCGUUCGAGAACAUGCUGGCGCCGCUGCCGCCCAACGAUUGGGCGGCAAAGCCCAUCUGGGGCGGCGCGGACGGCACGGGGCCGCUACAGUACACGCGUGACGUGGCGCGAUCCGAAGACGCCCUAAUGGCCCCCUUCGGAAUCGAUUUCAGCGGCGUUUUGAGGGACUGGAAUGAGGAGCUUCAGAGCUGCAGGGAGUUACCGCGUAACUCGUUACAAGACCGGAUCCUGCGCGACCGGGCCUUGUAUCGAGUCAGCUGCGAGUUUGCUGAUUCGGCGGUUCGCGGCGCGAAGGCCGUGAUUGGCCGGUCGAUCCCGCCGAUUAAUCCCCAUGACGCGGAUCGGUUCCAUAUGUAUGUGCAUAAUAAUAUCUUCUUCUCCCUGGCUGUCGAUGGGGAUUUCGCAGCGCUGCAGCAGAUUAGAGAGGCGGAGCUGAAGCAGCAGGCUGAGGCGGAAGCUGCUAAGACGGGGGAGGGGGAGGGAGGGGAGAAGAAGGAAGGGGGAAAGGAGGUGAAGGAGGAGGGGAAGAAGGAAGGUGAGAAGGAGGAGGAGAAGAAGGCGGAGACGAAGGAUGAGAAGAAGGAGAAGAGGGAUAAGAAGAAGAAGGAGAAGAAGGACAAGAAGGAGAAGGAGAAGAAAGAGCAGGAGGCGGCAGAGGAGAAAAAGGCUGAGGAGGCAAAGGCAGAGGAGGGAGAUAAGAAGGAAGAGGAGAAGAAGGAAGGGGAGAAGGAAGGGGAGAAGAAGGAAGGGGAGGAGGACACUAGCAGCAGCAGCAGCAGCAGCGGCGGCAGUGACGGAGGCAGAGCAGGCAACGUAUGCAUCGUCCAACAACGACCUCAAGGGCACCAUGGCCGUGAACAACGCGGACAUCCCCGGGCUCUACUCGCUUGCCAUGGCCAUCGUGGACUACCGCGGACACCGGGUGAUCGCGCAGAGCAUCAUCCCAGGCAUUCUGUAUGGCGAUCGCACGACUCAGAUGCUGUACGGGUCGGUGGACACGGGCAAGACCAUCAAUGGAGCGAUUCCUUCCACCCCAAGGUGGCGGAGCUGGGCAAGGCACUGCACCUCAAGGAGCACAAGGUGACGGACGGGGAGGGCAAGGAGGCGACGCUGUGCUCGCCUGUGGAGACUAAGGGCAUUCUGGGCAGCGACGACAGGAAGUACCUGUUGGAUUUGAUCCGCCUCACUCCCCGGGACGCCAAUUUUACCGCCACCACCACCAGCACCACCACUACCACCGGCACUGAUUCCAACGCCACUACCAACGCUGCCAGCGCUGCAAAUGCUGCCAACCGCCUGGCGAUUCUGCGUCCCGAGCUGGUGGAGAAGUUUUGCCGGGAGGAGCAGGUGGAGCGGUGGAUGGCUGAGAAGGGUGUGAGCGAGCGGCCGAGUGCAGAGGAGGUGGAGGAGGUGAGGGAGAAGGGCGAGCUGCCUGACGUGCUGUUCAACCCGAACGCGCUGACAGAAUUUAAGCUGGCCGAUGAUCCCAAGGAGGUGGAGAAGGACGAAGCGUUGGUGCGCAAGGCGGGCAAAUACCUGAUCGACACGGCGCUGCCGGCGCUGGUGGCGGAUAUCAAGAGCUCCGAGGGGUGGCCUGUGGAUGGGCGCGCGCUUGCCAGCACCAUGCACGCCCACGGCGUCAACCUGCGCUACCUGGGCCGGGUGGCAAAAGAGGUUGCUGACGUGGAGCAGGUGUAUUGGCUGUGCGUGGCCGAAAUGGUGGUACGGGCCACCAAGCACGUGCUCAAGGCUGUGCUGCGCGAGACGCUCGAGCAGGACGUGGCCGGCGCCAUCGCCCACUUCCUCAACUGCUUCCUCGGCACCUCCACCACCACGCCGCCGCCCACGCUCCCCGGCGUCGGGGAUACGGACAAAACCGAGGGCGGUGCGGCGGGCGGCGGGGGGAAGAAGAAGAAGAAGGGGAAGGGAGGGGAGAAGAAGGAUGGGGAGGAGAGGAAGGAGGAGGGGGAGGAGAAGAAGGAGGCGUUUUUGUUUGUGGUGGAUGUGCCGGGGUAUACUCGUAUUACGGCGGAUAUGGUGUGGUCUGAUAUUACUGAAGGCGUCAAGUACAAGUAUCAGUUUGAGAUCCCUCCUGAGACGCGCAAGAUGGUUCGCAGCCUCGCCACCCUCCGCAACAUCUGCCUCAAGAUGGGCAUUGUGUUGGCUGCAAGGGAUUACAACCUGGAGUGCGACGUGCCCAUCGCCAUUGCAGAUGUGUGCGACCUGCUGCCACAAGUCAAGUUCGCAUCACCUGCUUGCAGCGACGCACAGAAGCUGCUGGAGAAGGGCAAGAGCCUGGUGCACAAGGUCGGUUUGCCUCUGCGCCCACGUUUCUCCGCCACCCCUCAGAGCGGGCAGUGGCUGCGGGAGCACGAGAUGACUCUGAACUCCGCGUUUGAGAUUCUCAGCGAGGCAUAUCAGAUCCUGCAGCAGGUGUGCGGGCCUCUUCAUCUAGACGUUGCGGCGUGCUGCAGGUAUCUGGCUCUGAUCUUCUACCAUGCGGGGGAGACGGGCAACGCCAUUCUGCAGCAGCACCGCGAGCUGAUUAUCAAUGAGAGGGUGGUGGGGACAGACCACCCCGACACCGUGCACAGCUACGGCAACAUGGCGCUCUAUUUUCACGCCAUGGGUGAAUCAGAGCUCGCCCUGCGCCACUUCAAGCGCACCCUGCAGCUGCUCUCGCUCUCUGCAGGCAACGACCACCCCGAAGUGGCUUCUCUCUUUGUCAACAUCGCCCUCACGUACCAGGACAUGGGCAAGUUGCAGAACGCCAUGAAGUACCUGCAGGAGGCGGUGCGAGUGAGUGAGAAGCUGCUGGGGGAGAAUCACGUGCAGGUGGCCGUGUGCCACCACGCGCUUGCCCUCGCCUUCUCCUCUAUGGGCGCAUUCAAGCUCGCGCUACAGGAGGAGCGCAAGGCACAGGCGGUGUUUGAGAAGGCGGUGGGCAAGGAGGACCCGCGCACCAAGGAGUCGGAGCAGUGGGUGCAAUCGUUCCUCGACCGGGAGCUCAGGGCACAGAAGCAGAAGGUGGGGCAAUCAGCAGCAACGGUCCAGCAGCAACAAGCCGCUGCGCUCCGUGUGGCCGAAGCUCUCAAGCAACGGCCGGAGUUGCUUCAGGUGUUGCAGGCAGCAGCAGCACCUGGAGCAGGAGGCUCCACCUCGUACCAGCGUGCCGUGGCUGACGCUCUGCUUCGGGGAGAGGUUCCCCCACCUGCCCCCGGAGCUGGUGCAGGCAGGUUUGGCGGAGGCCUGGGUGCCACUGGUUCUUCAGGCACCGGUAUUCGAGCCAGGGGCGUGGACGAGCGGGCUUCCAGGGCUGCUGCUGAGGCUCGGCGAAAAGCAGCAGCUCGGGGGGUGAACCUGCGAGGAGCUGCAGGUUCGGCAGGCUCCCGAGCCGGUGCACCCAGUGCGAUGGACAUGGAAGAGCUUAUCAAUUUCAUCAAUAGCACCUCACCAGCUUCUGGUGUGGCCAGCUCUUCCGCUAGCAAGACAGGCCCGGCAGCUGGUCCGGCAGCUGGUUCGGCAGGUGGUUCGGCGGCGCCUGCUGGGCUUGGUGGUGUGGGUCUGGGUGUUGGUGUUGGUGCGGUUUCAGGAGCUCCGCCUCCCACGAAAGCUGGAGGGAAGAAAGGUGCGGGAGUAGCAGCGGCAGCAAGCAAGCCUGCAGCUACGGCAAAUGGAGAAGCAAGCCAAGAGGGGGCUCCUCUAGCCACCAUGCGUGAGUGCAUCUCCGUCCACAUCGGCCAGGCCGGUAUCCAGGUCGGCAACGCUUGCUGGGAGCUCUACUGCCUGGAGCAUGGCAUCCAGCCUGAUGGCCAGCUUAUGACCGGCGAGAAGACCUGCGGAGGAGGCGAUGACGCCUUCAACACCUUCUUCAGUGAGACUGGCGCUGGCAAGCACGUCCCUCGCGCUGUGUUCCUCGAUCUGGAGCCGACUGUGAUUGACGAAGUCAGGACCGGUGCCUACAGGCAGCUGUUCCACCCGGAGCAGCUCAUCUCCGGCAAGGAGGAUGCGGCCAAUAACUUCGCCCGUGGUCACUACACCAUUGGCAAGGAGAUCGUCGACCUGUGCCUUGACCGCAUUCGCAAGCUUGCUGACAACUGCACUGGUCUCCAGGGCUUCCUCGUCUUCAACGCCGUCGGCGGUGGUACCGGUUCCGGUCUCGGAUCCCUCCUCCUGGAGCGUCUGUCCGUGGACUACGGCAAGAAGUCCAAGCUCGGCUUCACGGUCUACCCGUCUCCUCAGGUGUCGACCUCCGUGGUUGAGCCUUACAACUCCGUGCUCUCCACCCACUCGCUCCUGGAACACACCGAUGUCGCCGUGCUCCUCGACAACGAGGCCAUCUACGACAUUUGCCGCCGCUCCCUGGAUAUCGAGCGUCCCACCUAUACGAACCUGAACCGUCUCGUGUCUCAGGUCAUCUCUUCCCUGACUGCCUCCCUCCGCUUCGAUGGCGCUCUGAACGUCGACGUUACGGAGUUCCAGACCAACUUGGUGCCGUACCCUCGCAUCCACUUCAUGCUCUCCUCCUACGCUCCGGUCAUCUCUGCCGAGAAGGCCUACCACGAGCAGCUGUCCGUGGCUGAGAUCACCAACAGCGCGUUCGAGCCUUCCAGCAUGAUGGCCAAGUGCGAUCCUCGCCACGGCAAGUACAUGGCCUGCUGCCUGAUGUUCCGUGGAGACGUCGUCCCCAAGGAUGUCAACGCCGCCGUUGCCACCAUCAAGACCAAGAGGACUAUCCAGUUCGUCGACUGGUGCCCUACUGGCUUCAAGUGCGGUAUCAACUACCAGCCUCCCACCGUUGUGCCUGGUGGUGAUCUCGCCAAGGUGCAGCGUGCCGUGUGCAUGAUUUCGAACUCCACCUCCGUUGCGGAGGUCUUCAGCCGCAUCGACCACAAGUUCGACCUCAUGUACGCGAAGCGUGCGUUCGUGCACUGGUACGUCGGUGAGGGCAUGGAGGAGGGCGAGUUCUCUGAGGCCCGUGAGGACCUGGCUGCGCUGGAGAAGGACUAUGAGGAAGUCGGUGCUGACUCCACCGAGCCUGGUGAUGAUGAGAACGAGGAGUACUAG